AAACUCAUUUUCACAAAUCCAUUAUCAACUUUUGCACGCAUGCAAAAAAAAACCCAUUUUCAGUAAACUCAUUUUCAAAUUUUUUUUCAACUCUGCAGUUUGAUUUCACGAAACUCAUAGCGAGAUUAAAGUUUGAUUUUACGAAACCCAUUUUCACGAAGUUUGCAGAAGAUUGCAAAACCCGUCACCGUUUCCUUCACUCUCAUUUCGAAAUUCGAACACUGAAACUCUUAUUUUAGGGUUCUUGUUGAGGGUAAGUCAUGGUGGCAAUUUUGUUCACUCCAAUUGGGGAAGUUGAGGGACAAAUUGAGUCGUGUUACGAUGAGAAAUUACCGGGAUCGGGAGAAAAAGAGAAACACAACGCUUCUGGAUUGAGUGGGUCUUUUCCUUUGCUUCUCUAAUAGUCAUAAGAUGUAGUGGUGACUUAUUUUUUCGAAUGAUGAGCUUUGUCCUCUUAACAUUUGUGGUCCAUCUUAAGGAGGAUAGUCGAAAAGUUACUAUAGUAGAAAAGGAUAACAAUUUUGACGUGUGUAGGGAUAUGGGUGGGCGGAGAUUGAGACAUGCUAAUGCUGACAAGAGGUUGGAGGAAUGGAGAGAUGGUGAUGGUGAGGAGGAUAGGAAGCUUGAGAAGGUUGAUGAGGAUUUUCUGAAGAAACAUAUUAAGAAAUUGAAGAUAUGGUAUCUGAUUCAGAUAGCAUGUCGCAGCAUCAUAACAUAGCAUCUUCAACUAAAUCAAUUCAUAGUUCUACGGUUCUGAAACAGAAUCAGCGGCAUGAAGGCAGUGGAAGGAUUAUCAAAAGCAUACUCACCAACAGAGAUCUGCGACAAAGUCAGUCUUCCAGAGCCUAUUCCGAGCGGCAGAUCCAAACUUCAAAUCUAGAAAAAGAAAAACAACCUGCUCGCCCCGUACAUGUGCAAUUGAUUUUGAAGGGCACUGAUGGUGCACCAGAGAAUAGGAUUAUCGUGCAUGGUCUACAUGUUUCUAGUGAGAGACACGAGAGGCGUUUUAGACAUAGAGAUAAACCUGAUCGCGGUGUUUGGACAAGUCGUUCCAAUGUAGGUGAUGAAUCUUUGUCACCCUCAGCUUCUUCACAUGUAGAUCCUUUGGAAGGAGGUCAUCCAGAGUUUAAACAUGACACACCAAGUGCAAGAAGUGGGGAGGUAAAAUCUCUUGGAAAUUUCUAUGCCAGUCACUCAUCAGAAAAUGGUUUCACUAGGUCUUUUGGUCGCCGUGGACCAAUACAUGGGAUGAAGGAUGUUGAUGGCUAUUCGAUUAGUGAGGGGAAGCAUCCUAGAAAAUCUAGUACCUCUGCUUUUGGUUCCAACGAGAGGAAUACCUGCACAAUAUUUCUUCACGCACGCACGCAUACUCCAAACCUAGCUGCUACCCCACUCCCUCGUACAUCACUUUCUGUUCCGUUGUACGUUUUCUAUAACACGUUUCCUCGCGGAGUUGAUGAUCCAGAGGACGUGAUUGGAGCUCUUUCGUUGAUCAUUUACUCGCUUAAUCUUGUACCGUUGCUCAAAUAUGUUUUUAUUGUGUUAGGAGCAAAUGACAAUGGUCAAGGUGGAACACUGGCGCUUUAUUCCUUGCUCUGCCGACACGCUAAUAUUAAAAUCAUUCCCAACCAGCAUCGCACGGAUGAAGAAUUGACAACAUAUAGUCGGACUACGAUCCAUGAAAGGUCGUUUGCUGCAAAAACUCAGAGAUGGUUAGAGGGACAUUUUAUUAAAAGAGCCAUUCUUAUUCUUGUCCUUGUUGGUACCUGCAUGGUGAUCGGAGAUGGUAUUCUUACUCCGGCUAUAUCUGUUUUAUCCGCUGCUGGUGGCAUCAGAGUAAACAAACCCGAAAUCCAUAGUGGAGUAGUUGUGGUUGUUGCUGUUAUAAUAUUAGUUGGGCUAUUCAGCGUGCAACUUUAUGGUACCGAUAAAGUCGGUUGGCUCUUCGCUCCAAUUGUUCUGGUUUGGUUUCUCCUAAUAGGAGGCAUAGGUAUAUACAACAUUUGGAGAUUCGGUGGCAGAGUCCUAAAAGCCUUUUCGCCUCUCUAUGUGUAUCGGUAUAUAAGAAACGGAAGAAAAGAGAGUUGGCUUUCCCUUGGCGGCAUCUUGCUCAGCAUAACUGGGACAGAAGCUCUCUUUGCCGACUUAGCCAAUUUUCCAGUCUCGUCGGUACAAAUUGCAUUUACUCUUCUUGUGUUUCCUUGCCUUCUUUUAGCGUAUUCUGGACAGGCGGCUUAUCUGGUGCAUAACUUGCAUCAUUCACAAGAUGUUUUUUAUCGCUCUAUUCCAGAAAAAAUAUACUGGCCAGUAUUUGUUAUUGCAACACUAGCAGCAAUAGUUGCGAGCCAAGCCACAAUAACAGCAACCUUUUCAAUCAUUAAGCAAGCCCUUGCUCAUGGCUGUUUCCCACGAGUCAAAGUCGUACAUACAUCGAAAAAGUUCCUUGGCCAGAUAUAUAUCCCGGAUAUCAAUUGGAUCCUUAUGGUUCUUUGCAUUGCUGUUACCGCUGGCUUUAAAAAUCAAAGUCAGAUUGGUAACGCAUAUGGUAAGUCUUUUCUUCGCCAAAUGUUGUGAGCCAUUAUUUUCAUUCAAUCAUUCUAUUUUUUGUGAAAUUUCCGUUUGUGAUUCAUAUAUUUACCAAUUUGGACUGAAAAUGCAUGAUAAGCAUAUCAAGAAAGCAAAAAAUGUUGGUUCUUAUAAUUUAGGCCUGACGAAGAUGAUCUGGUAAGGAAUCAAUUCAACCUUAAUGUUUAGUGCUGAAAUUGUUCUGUAGCAUCCACAACUCUGAAAACUAAUA
Messenger RNA from Vicia villosa (hairy vetch), 2797 nucleotides. Its product is annotated as potassium transporter 10-like. Gene Ontology annotation, cellular component: membrane. The record is from RefSeq and is a predicted model, not a curated record. The coding region runs from base 676 to 2574 and encodes 632 amino acids. Gene Ontology annotation, biological process: potassium ion transmembrane transport. Lineage: Eukaryota; Viridiplantae; Streptophyta; Magnoliopsida; Fabales; Fabaceae. The transcript has 12 exons. Gene Ontology annotation, molecular function: potassium ion transmembrane transporter activity.